CAACACUGUCCCACUAUCAGGCAGUCGUUUCACAACACUCGCCUUUUUUACGCAAAUUUCUCGCCACGUAAAGUGGUCCGAUAUUAGUUUUGAAAUACCUGACACACAACUAGCAAUUUCACCAUGGCUCCACCACAGAAGGGCAAGCAGGGCACGAAGGGCGCCAAGCAAAUCGUGGAGGAAAACAAGACGACACUGACUUUCUACAGAAACAUGGCCAUUGGCUGCGCUGCACCUGCUCUUCUGCUCAGUUCGCUAGUCUUCGAGAUCACCAAAACCUCGGUGUUCAUGCACAUCCUGGCAUUGCUAAUCCUUGUCGGCGCCUACCAGUUCAUGGCCUUCAUGUCCCGGCCGAAAUACUCCGAGAGCGGGGCUCUUGUGGACUCGGGUAAUGAUCUAAACAUGGAAGGCGGCAUUGCGGAAAAUGUCAAGGAUCUGAUAAUCCUGACUUCCGGCACGCUUCUGCUUGCCUUGAUCUCCAACUACUUCUGGCUGGUGCUUCUCCUGGCGCCUGUACGGGCUGGAUGGAUGCUCUGGGGUACCGUCAUCCAACCUUGGCUGUCCCAGCGAAACGCCCAGGACGAGAGUCCCGAAGUGGACGAAAAGAAGCAGAAGAAAAUGGAGCGCAAGAUGCGGCGUAUGAGAUAGGAGUCGUCCAACACCACCAGCCAAGGGGUUGCUCGCUUUAGUGGUUAGGGGUAAAGGUUGGUUCCUGGUUCCAAUGAGAUUCUACGCUUAGUUGUGUGUGCGUUUCCAAAUUGUUAAUAUUCGUUCGGCAAAUUAAACUCGUCGGAGACAAAAAAGCA
This is a messenger RNA of Drosophila kikkawai, 806 nucleotides long. RefSeq names its product transmembrane protein 208. Gene Ontology annotation, biological process: vacuolar protein processing. NCBI's taxonomy places the organism in Eukaryota, Metazoa, Arthropoda, Insecta, Diptera, Drosophilidae. Gene Ontology annotation, cellular component: intracellular membrane-bounded organelle. The record is from RefSeq and is a predicted model, not a curated record.